AUGCCUGCACCCUCUCGAAUUACGAAAUUCUGUCAGCUUUUCUUAGAUGGGGAUGAUCGGUACGUGUUCUUCACCACCCUGGCCAAUGGAGGUACCUCACAGGCCCAGCUUGUUCUUCACAUACCAACGAGCGAGCUGCGCGUGCGUAAAGUGACCCACCUCCCUCUUGACCGCGAAGCGACGAGAAAAAAGAACAGCGAGGAAGUGCUCUUCUUGCUGCAAGAGCAGGCGGCCAAGCAGGGAGCCCAGCCUCACAUUAGCCAUCUGUACUCGUCUAGUGACGUACCGGCGGUUGGCUCGCACGAGAACAGCGAGUUGUGGUCUCGCGUUUCCUAUUCCAAGUGGUACAACGGCGGCACGGUCGGUGAACUAAUUCGUGCCUACACCCACAUGGAACAGGCAAUUCCAAGCACAACUGUCUGGAGACUAACGACACAGGUCGUCGACGCCCUCCACUUCAUGAGCACCUGCGGGGAGGGGGUUCUCCACUUGGACCUCCACAGCGAGAACAUCUUCUUGCACUACGAGGGCGCGGAGGGCUCCCCUCCAAACUUCUACAUCGGAGACUUUGGCAACGCGGAGCACGGCCCCGCGGGAGACCGCACGAGAGAUGUCGGGUAUCUUUCGUUUCAGCUCAACCGGUGGCUGUUCGUCUCCCCUGCACCUGAGCCCAGCGGGCGCGACGAGCUGUGGAAAUAUUUGCACUUCGUCGUCCUGCCGGCCCUGAGGGACAUUGCUGCCUCCCAGGAGUCCCCUGAUCUGGAGCCAGUGAUUGAGCUCUUGCGGAACGCGCCUGCGGGCCCGGUUGAGUCUUUGCCGGAGUGGUUGGACCGCAGGGCCGAAUAUUCGGGCUUACCCAUGUUCAAAACGUACGAGGACGAGUGUGUUGAAGAGCAAGGGGUGAAUGGGCCUUGGUACGCGGCAAAGGUGAGUAUUGACACAGAUAAAAGGCACUUCAAGGUCCUCAGUAUCAGCGAGGAUGCACACUGCAGUGCGGUCCCUCAAGGCCAUUGUGAUGACAGCCUGAGAACCCCAAACUCGGCGAAGCGCGGGCGGUGCAUUCGUAGUGAUUCAAGUGCAUUUAAAGCCGCAGUAGCUAGACUUGUACUGACUGAAGCCCGCUACAAGGAGCAGUUUCCUGAACAGGCAUAUACGGUCUAG
Diaporthe batatas is the source of this 1161-nucleotide messenger RNA. RefSeq lists its product as uncharacterized. The record is from RefSeq and is a predicted model, not a curated record. Gene Ontology annotation, biological process: protein phosphorylation. The transcript has a single exon. Gene Ontology annotation, molecular function: protein kinase activity; ATP binding. Lineage: Eukaryota; Fungi; Ascomycota; Sordariomycetes; Diaporthales; Diaporthaceae. The coding region runs from base 1 to 1161 and encodes 386 amino acids.